Molecule: messenger RNA, 1191 nt
Organism: Cannabis sativa
Lineage: Eukaryota; Viridiplantae; Streptophyta; Magnoliopsida; Rosales; Cannabaceae
Exons: 1
Coding region: 1-1191 (396 amino acids)
Source: RefSeq, a predicted model, not a curated record
AUGGCCUCCUCUAGCAAAGAAGAUCAUGCUUUGACCAAAAGAUGGGCUGAUAUAUGUCUAGAAGAUGAGGAAGAACACGAAGUCUCCCUGGCUGACGAUUGCGACGAGGAAGAAGAACUGAAUUUUGAUGACAGAUGGUGCCUAGUGGGUCGAAUGCUGUCUGGAAAAGUCUCUGAUUUCCAGAUAUUCCAAAAUAUUAUUGCUGACUUAUGGAAGCCUGGAAGAGGUAUUUUCAUUAAGAUUCUGGAUCAAAACAGGUUUCUUUUUCAGUUCUAUCAUGAGAUAGAUAUCAAAAGGGUGAUUGAUGGCAGUCCUUGGACGUAUGAUCGUAAACAACUACUCAUUGAAAGGCUUGAACCAGGUGGAAAUCCUAGAACGAUUGACAUAAACACGUUAGACAUGUGGGUUCAAAUCCACGAUCUGCGAACUGGAUUCAAAACUGAAUGGGCAAUAAGGGAAGCGGCUCGCUAUAUCGGUCAGUACGUGGAGUCCGAUCCUAACAAUUUUCAAGGCGUGUGGCGUGAUUACCUUCGGGUUCGAGUUCGAGUUAAUGUUAAUGCUCCAUUGAAAAGACGAAUGAAGAUCCGCAGCCGCAAUGGAGAAGCUUUUUAUGCUUACUUCAAAUACGAAAGAGUUCCGACAUUUUGUUUCAUCUGCGGUGUCAUGGGACAUGCUGAACGUUUCUGUGAGAAGAUAUAUGAUACCCCGAUUGAGAACAUAGUGAAACCAUACAGCAUAGAGAUGAAGGCUCCGACGAGACGACAAAGUUUUUUGACAGCCUCUCCAUGGCUCCGGUCAGGCAAGGGCGGUCAUGCUCCAGCGAAGCAGUCGACAUCAGCAUCUCCCUCUGUUAAUGCUCCUACGGAUUUUAGGGGCACCAAUUCAGGUAAUUGUGAUCCUCAUGAUAGUCAAUCAAAAUCACGUGAUUAUGGGAAUCAGCAAUCAACCUUAAAAGAGCAUGUUGUGUUGGUCAAUGACAACUCAGCAGAUUUCAAUAGUGAGGAGAUAAUUGAAAUCUCUGAUUUAAAAAGGAAACGUUUGGUGACUUCUACACAUGUUGGGCCAGCUUCUAUGACAAAAGACUUAAUGGAAACAGAGGAUGGUAAAAUCGUAGAUCACUCAACUCAAGUGGUAAUUUCAAAAAACGUAGAUAUGGUGGGUCUUGGUUUCCAAGCCCACCAAGAGCUAUGA